AUUUUAUGAAAGACCUCUUCCGUAACAAAAGCAGGAAGCCCAAGCGAGCUGAUACUCGCCAAAAGAAGGAAAAGAAGAGAGGGUUUAGCAUAGGAAAGAUCCACUUCGGUAAGAAGCCAAAGGAGCAGGAGCCUAAGCCAAUGAAUUUUGAUUUUUCUAAUCAAAAUAAAUAAGAUUGAUUUCUCAAAAGGAAAUCCGAUCAGAUAUGGCAAAAAGCAUGAUUUUGACCUUAGGAAUAUGGCUCAUGUUGGAGUUAACAUCUACGAGCAUACAAGUAAAAGAUACCAAGAUUUACUAAAACAGUGGAGUGCUUUUGAGAACGCCAUUCGUCAAUGAAGGGAUGAUGAAAAUGUACAAGGGUACAUACGUUCCUUUGAUAGUAUGGAAAUCCCAUUGAAUAAGAUUGUUGAUUACCUUUGUGAAGAAGAUCUUGAAAACCGUAAGAACCAUACCAUCGGAGAGUGAUUGGAAUAUUUCAUGUCACAGAAUAUUUUUGAUAUCUUAGGAUCAUACACCAAAUCAGAUCGACCUCGGGGAUUCUUUAGAAUUGGCUGUCGUGCAAUUACUGAGCUAAUUGUGUGAAUAAAUUCAACAUCUAUUCUUUCUCAGAAAAAUAUCCAUCAUACUUUAUGAAUGAUGUUGAAUUCAAUUCUGCUUUCCAUAAUUAACAAAACAGAGCUUGAUGCUUAUAAAGAGGAAAUAGUAGAUCUAGUAUUCUCUAUUUGCCAAAGAGCAUACAACGAGCCCUAUAUUGUAAAUUUGUUCUUCUCAAAUGUCAAGAAAUUAUCAACUAAAAAGUCAGAAAGAGGAGAGUACCUUCCUCUUGAGAUUCUUUUGAGCAUAAUGAAAGAGAUGAAGAGCAAUGAGUCCAAUAUCUCUUAUGUCCAGCGGUGCUUCCACACGUUCAAGAUUGUCAUGCGGACUAACAGCAAACCUCUGGAUGAAUACAUCAUGAAUGAAAGCUGCUUAAUCGAAGUUGUUAUAAACAAGCUUGUCACUCUUUAUAAAAGUAUGCCUGAAACAGUUACUAAGAAGAACAAGAUCCAUUUCAAGCAAGCAGCUAUUAAGAAAGCCAAGAAGCAAGUCGAUCGCAAAAAAUUGAAAAAGCUUAAAAUUCCUGGGGAAAAGAUUAAGAUAAAGAAGAUCAAGUACAAAAAUAAGAAUCAAGAGAAUUUAGGAAUUCGAAAUUUGAUCCAAAUAGUGUAUGGCGAGUCAUUCGGACCUCUUAAUGGAGACCAAGAUAUCAGCAGUAUUCAGAUCUGCAAUUUCGAUGCCUUCAUGAGCUUCUUCUGAUUUUUCAAUGACCUCAUUGACUGUACAAUUAAUAAAGUGAUGGUGGAUAAUCUCAUUAUCCAGUUUUUCAAUAAUUUAUUGCUUGAGGUUGUCCAACCUCUGCUACUAACUAGUGAAGAUUUUAUUGUAAAGAGGACUUGAAUCCAGUAUCUAGUCCAUAUGGUUCAUCUUUCCAAUUCAUCCAGAGUUACCAGAAUAAUCUUCUUUUUCCUCUUCGGAUUUCCUGAAGGCACAGAGAAUCUUGAGGAAGAGAAAUCAGCUGUGGAAGAGCAUCAUUCUAAGGAUGAGAAGGAAGAGAAUAAAGUUGAAGAAGAUGAAUAUAAAAUUGAAGAGAUAGAUGACAUGCUUGACUUCAUGCAAAAUGAUCAGCUCUUUGUACACAAUGGCAAUUUUGAAGAUCAAGAUUUGUUUAAAUUAGAUGAAGACUUUAUCAUUCCCAAAGAUGAUCCUUUGCUUGCAGAUGACCCUCUCCUUUUUGAGGACCCUUUGCCUCCUGAUGAUCCUCUAUUUGGAAGUAAUAUUGAUGAGGAAAUGCCAAUGGUAAGGAUUGGAAAUCAAAUGAUGGCAGGUCCUCAGCAGACUAAUAACCCAGAACCAGAGGCAAGACGAAGAGAUCGUGGAAGGGAUGCUAAUAAGAACUCUGGAAAAAGAGGAGCAAGAAGCGUCUCUGUCCUUGCUAUCAAAGAUCCCAAAGCAGAACUUGACGUACUAGCCUCCAUUCUUGAUGGAGUUGAGAAGGUCGAGAAAGAAGUAAAAGACAACUUUGAGAAAGAAGAAGAGGCAGACUUCCAAGUCAAAAUUAAGACAUCUAAACACCUUGUAGGUGAACUUUCAAAAUCUAUCGUUAUGGGUAUAAUUUCUGAUGAAAAAUACAUGUCUACUGUUAGUCUGAAAUUGAUUGAAAUCUUUCUCAAAACUAGAGAUAAAGAGGUAUUAGAAGCUCUCGUCUACAGAUGAAUCAGAUACCUUUCAGAAGACGAGCCUGAUGAUAUUAAUAUUUGAGAAUAUUUCGAGAAGGAAGUUCUUCAAAAUCAAGAAGAAGUGAAAAUUGAUCCUAAUAAAAAUUGAAACUCACAAAAUCUUUCAAAUCUUACAACAAGUGAUACUGAGAACUCUGAAACUAAAGAAGGAGAGAGAUCACUAAUUAAGAGAUUUAAUAGCAAAUUAUCCUUAAUCCAGAUGACUCUUAACCCAAAGAGCGACUUCUUCAUGUUUGAUGACGAAUUUCUAGAAUCCGGGUUACUUUUUGCAGUCCUGCUCAAAAAGUUAUCAAGCAUGCUGAAUAACCCAAGAAUUGAUAAUUUAAUCCUGACAGAAAUAUGGCUUCAGAUAGGUUCGCUACCUGUAGAUAGAGAAAGACCAGAGACAUUUUACCUCUAUGCGUUUUGUUUUCAGGAUAUCUCGAAACUUGCAAAUUCUAUGUCUAAAAUAGGUCUAUUUGCUUCAGUAGAAAGCAUUCAUGAGCAAAUCUCAAAGUGCAACUUAGGGGAGGACCUUGACCCUCUGCUUUUCUAUCGUAAGAAGGAACUAAAGGUCAUUCCAGAAGACUCUAUUCCUCCUCUAAGCUCACGUACUGAGGAAGAAUACCUUAACAUAAUUUCUGGGAAGACAAAUAGAAUCGAUGCGAUCAUGGUUUUCCAAGAAUUCUUGAAGGAAUAUACUUCCUUAUCACAUUUCCAGAGAUGGUUUAUCAAGAUGAUUAACAAAUACGAUCAGGUCCAUCAGGAAGAUAUUGAGUUUGACACUCUCAUCCAGCAUCUGUAAACAAGUAAUUAUUUUCAACCAGAAA
Moneuplotes crassus is the source of this 3082-nucleotide messenger RNA. The record is from the annotation of a GenBank genome assembly. NCBI's taxonomy places the organism in Eukaryota, Ciliophora, Spirotrichea, Euplotida, Euplotidae.